Molecule: messenger RNA, 480 nt
Organism: Phytophthora nicotianae INRA-310
Lineage: Eukaryota; Oomycota; Peronosporomycetes; Peronosporales; Peronosporaceae
Exons: 1
Coding region: 1-480 (159 amino acids)
Cellular component (GO): nucleus
Source: RefSeq, a predicted model, not a curated record
AUGACUAGAGCAGGCUACAAUCUACGAGAUAUCGAAGGUACUGGGAUGGCCAGCGAUCUUGUAUAUAAACGCUUGGGAUCAAAGUUUGUUCAAGUUGAGAGACUAAACGAUGGAGAGCUCAAGAUCGUGUAUCCAAACCGGAAAUUAGUUGGAAAGCGACGUAGUGUGUCUCCGGUUGUAGCUAAAAUACUGAAGACUUUGAUUUAUGAUAAGGAAGUAGAUCAAGAAGCCUACAAUAAGCUACCUAUGGAUGAUAAGCAGCUAUUCCAUGAGAUCUUGCGCAUCACGCACAUUCAAUACGAGUUCAAAAAUCCACUACAGGAUCCAAGAGAAGCGUUAAAGCAAGAGUACAUCAAACUCAAAGGCGAGAUAAUGCUAGGCAAUGACAAUCCUGAGAUCGUCGAAGAGCUAAAGACGGUACUUGUAGAUAUGUAUUCAGCUAAACUAAUUUUUCUCAUGAUGAAUUUAAAGAAGUUCUAG